AUGCAAAGUCCCACGUCCCAUCAGUUGGCAGCAAGGCAAGUCAUCACAAGAGAGCUUCCUGUCUUUAGCGGGGACCCUGUCGAGUGGCCGCUUUUUAUCAGUAGUUAUAACCAUUCGACAGAGGCAUGUGGUUAUUCACUUUCUGAAAACUUGCUGCGUUUGCAACGGGCGCUGAAAGGUGCUGCGAAAGACGCCGUCAGCAGUUUUCUUCUACAUCCGUCUACCGUGCCACAAGUGCUGUCUACCCUUCAGACAUUGUACGGUAGGCCGGAGCAGAUUGUUCAUAACCUGGUGGCCAAAGUUCGAGCAACGACCGCACCCAGGGCGGAUAAAUUGGAGACGCUGAUUCAUUUCGGUUUGGCUGUGCAGAAUUUGUGUGGUCAUAUGGAGGCUGUUGGAAUGACGAAUCACCUGUCUAACCCGAUUCUCCUACAAGAACUGGUGGACAAGCUGCCGGCAAAUAUCAAAUUUAGCUGGGCGCUACACCAAGUGGGUCUACCCGUAGUCGAUUUAAAAGCUUUCAGCGAGUACAUGCGGAACGUUACGGCCGCCACCAGUGGCGUUACAAACUUGUACGUUUCACCGAAGCCUCCGAAGGACGAGAAGCACGAAAAACCCAGGAAUAAAGAACAGGCAUUCCUGAAUACGCAUGAUGCACACGAACGAAAAGAAGCAUCAACCAACCCACCCGGCGAACGGCGAGAACAUCACCAGAAUAAUAUGAGCAAAAGACAAGAAGUAAGCAGGAAUUGUCCUAAAUGCAACGUUACCGGCCAUACCACUGCGAGUUGUGCAGCUUUCAAGAGACUCUCGAUAGACUGCCGGUGGAAUUUUGUAAAGGACAACAAGCUAUGUCGUCGCUGUCUCGUAUCGCACAUUCGCUGGCCAUGCGAAGGCGAAGUUUGCGGAAUCAAUAACUGUCAGAAGCGACAUCAUCGUUUACUGCACAGCGAGCCGAAGUCGACCGGGAAUUCCAGCGAUGCUACCGUCACCAUUCACCAGCUUCCGGUGUCAUCAAUUUUGUUCAAGAUAAUUCCUGUGACGUUGUACGGGAAGAAUGGUGCUGCAGUGAACACCUACGCAUUCUUGGAUGACGGCUCGUCUGUGACUCUCGUAGAACAGGCGAUUGCAGACCAACUCGGCCUGGACAGUCGAGCGCAUUCCCUGUGCAUCCAUUGGACGAGUGGGAUAAAUAAGCAGAUCGAGACUACUGUGCUGGAGAAGCUGAGCAUAUCGCAGCCAAACGGCAGAAGACGUUUCAAGCUAUCCGAAGUAUACACCGUCAAGAAUCUAGGGCUACCGGAACAAUCGCUGGAUUUCGAGCAGCUGGCUAAGGAGUUCGCGCACCUACGACAUCUACCGGUCAAGAGCUUUAAGAGAGCCGUUCCUGGACUACUAAUCGGGCUGAGUAACUCACAUCUGCUGACUACCACGAAGGUUCGUGAAGGAGGAAAAGAUGAACCGAUCGCUGCGAAGACUCGUGUUGGCUGGGUCGUAAGUGGCCGUGUACGAGGGGGAGAAGACAGUUUCCAGCACCGUCAAAUGCUUAUUUGUGCGGAUACGACAGAACGCAAUCUCCAUGACUACGUGCAGGAGUUCUUCUCAGUAGAAAGCCUUGGAGUUGCCGUAGCUCCUAAUCUGGAAGGAGCCGAAGACCAACGAGCACGUAGAAUCCUCGAAGAGACGACAGUUCGGACAGAAAGCGGAAGGUUUGAAACCGGGCUGAUCUGGGCGCAAGACGACAUCGAAUUCCCGGAUAGCAGACCAAUGGCCGAGCGCCGGUGGCGAUGCCUGGAGAAGCGACUCGAGAAGGAUAUUCAGCUAUAUGAGAGCGUACGACAGCAGGUGGCAGAUUUCGAGACGAAGGGGUACAUCCACGUAGUAACUGAGGAAGAGAUGGCAGGUUUCGAUCCGCGACGUAUCUGGUACCUUCCGUUAGGAGUGGUACAGAAUCCGAACAAACCCGGACGGAUACGAGUUAUUUGGGAUGCGGCCGCAAAAGUUAACGGUGUGUCCCUGAACAUGAUGCUCUUGAAGGGUCCGGAUUUGUUGACUCCCCAGCUACAUGUUACUUUCAAAUUCCGCGAACGGGGAGUUACCUACUCCGGUGAUAUACAAGAAAUGUUCUUGCAGCUCGGAGUCAGGAAGGAAGAUCAAAGCGCACUCUUGUUCGUCUUCCGCAAGUCGUCAGACGAACCGCUGAUCACGAUGGCGUGCAAUGUCGCUAUCUUCGGAGCGACGUGUUCUCCGGCGCAGUCACAAUAUGUUAAAAACCUGAAUGCUACGGAGAAUGAGCAGGAAUUCCCCAAGGCGGCAGAUGCGAUUAAGAAUAAGCAUUACGUCGACGACUAUCUCGACAGCGUCGACACUGAAGAGGAAGCCGUCAGCCUAGCACUAGAAGUAGCUGAAGUACACCGGAAGGCAGGCUUUCGAAUUCGCAACUGGGUUUCAAAUCGAUCCUCGGUCCUGCAAGCUAUCGGAGAAGUGAGUCCCGCUGAAGUGAAAGACCUUUCGAUGAAUGGCCAUCAUGGUUUUGAACGUGUUCUCGGGCUGUCUUGGCUAACGAUAGAAGAUGUCUUCUGCUUCAAGUUCAAUCUGCAAGAUGAUCUGAGAUCGUUGAUAGAAGGUGACACCGUGCCGACAAAGAGGAUGAUGCUGAGCUUCGUGAUGAAAAUCUACGAUCCGUUGGGACUGGUUGGUUCGCUGGUGAUUCAAGGGAAGAUUCUGCUGCAGGAUGUUUGGAGAGCUAAGCUGGACUGGGACGAUCGCAUACCCCAAGAUCUGUUCGUACGGUGGAAGCAGUGGCUGCAAGUUCUGAAGGAGUUAGAUAACAUCCGAAUUCCCCGGUGCUAUUUUCCGGGAUAUGAUCCUGCCUGUUUCGAUAACCUGGAGAUCCACAUAUUUGUGGACGGUAGUGAGCAAGCCUACUCUGCAGCGGCGUACUUCCGUGUUCGCGACCAAGGAGAAAUUCGCUGCGCCCUGGUUUCCUCCAAGACGAAGGUAGCUCCACUACAGCAGACUUCAGUUCCUCGACUGGAAUUGCAGGCAGCCGUGAUUGGUGCUCGCUUACGCAAGACAAUCGAAGAAGGUCAUUCGGUACAGAUCAAACGCACAUACUUCUGGAGCGAUUCUAGCACUGUAAUCUCAUGGAUCAAAUCGGAUACGCGCAGAUACCGGCAGUACGUGGCGUUUAGAGUUAACGAGAUCCUAUCCCUGUCAAAACCCGACGAAUGGCGAUGGCUGGGAACGAAAGUAAAUGUCGCCGAUGAAGCGACGAAGUGGGGUAAAGGUCCGAACUGCAAGUCCGACAGUCGAUGGAUGCGUGGACCCGCCUUCUUGUACCAAGAGGAGAGCGAUUGGCCGGUGGAUAAGUUCGCGACAAUGAGCGGCCCCGAAGAAGAGCUGCGACCGGCGUACGUCUGUAGUCAUUUCCUAUCAGCGCAAUUGAUCGAUGUGUCACGUUUUUCGAAAUACGAGCGACUGUUACGAAGCAUGGCGUAUGUGUACCGGUUCACUGGGAAGUUGUUGCAACGAAUCGGAAAACGACCGAAGAUCGACGAAGAUAAUGUCAGCAGUGAAGAUUUGCAGAAUGCAGAGGUGUGUCUUUGCCGGAUCGCACAAUCAGAAUGUUAUGCGGAUGAGGUAGCUACGAUGAAUCGCAACGUACGCUUACCACCGGAGUACCGUAAAGCUUUAAGCCGCAGCAGUUCGAUAGCGACUCUCUCUCCGAUGUUGGACGAUCGAGGUGUGUUGCGCGUGGAUGGUCGCAUUGCAACGGCAGAUUGCGUGGAAUACGAUACGAAGUUCCCGAUAAUCUUGCCCAAGCGUCACCCGAUCACCAACUUGCUGCUGAAUUGGUACCAUCGAAAAUUUCGUCACGGCAACAAUGAAACGGUGGCGAACGAAAUUCGUCAGAAGUUUACUAUUCCGAAUUUGAGAGCGCAGAUCCGGUCAACGGAAAAGCGAUGUGAGUGGUGUCGCGUGUACAAGGCCACCCCUGUAGUUCCAAAGAUGAGUCCCGUUUCUUGGUUCCGCACCACCCCUUUCGUUCGUCCGUUUACCUUCACAGGGAUCGACUACUUUGGACCGUAUCUGGUGAAAGUCGGUCGUAGUGCUGUUAAACGCUGGGUAGCGAUCUUCACGUGCCUGACCAUCCGAGCUAUACACCUGGAGGCAGUGCACAGCUUAACAACCGACUCGUGUAAGAAGGCAGUUCGGCGGUUCGUCGCUCGGAGAGGCGCGCCGAAAGAGGUGUAUACAGAUAACGGGACAAAUUUCGUAGGCGCCAGUAGAGAGCUUGAGCAGGAGUUGCGGGACAUCAACCGAGCCCUGGGUAGCACUUUCACGGACAUCGAUACUCUAUGGCGGUUCAACCCACCGUCCGCUCCGCAUAUGGGUGGAUGCUGGGAGCGGAUGGUGCGUUCGGUAAAGACGGCGCUGGGAACACUGCCCACGUCGCAGAAGUUAGACGACGAAUCGCUCGUGACAUAUCUAGCCGAAGCUGAGCACAUGAUAAAUUCUAGACCGUUGACGUAUCUACCGCUGGACAGCGCGCAGCAGCAGUCGUUAACUCCCAACGAUUUCCUGAUGCUCAGCUCUAGUGGUGUACGCCAGCCAGUAAAAGCGCCGGCUAAUGUCGGAAAAACGAUGAAGGAUAGUUGGGGACUGAUGCAGCAGAGCCUGGAUUCGUUCUGGAAUCGUUGGAUUACCGAGUACUUGCCGAUCCUAACUCGGCGGUCCAAGUGGUUCUGCGAUGUGCCACCGAUCAAGGAAGGAGCGUUAGUGAUGGUAGCCGAUGGGAAAGUUCGGAACCUGUGGAUUCGAGGUCGAGUAAACCGAAUCUACCCUGGGAAAGACGGAGUUGUGCGUCGGGCGGACGUGGAAACAGCUACCGGCAUGUUGAAAAGUAGAGCAGUUUGCAACCUAGCGGUUCUGGAUGUGAGCGAUCCUGACGGAGCGAGUCGCGAAGGACAAAACAACGGCGAAUUUGGUGCCGUACGGCACGAGGGGGAGGAUGUUACUGUGGGUAACGACGAAAAGUAA
Molecule: messenger RNA, 5043 nt
Organism: Sabethes cyaneus
Lineage: Eukaryota; Metazoa; Arthropoda; Insecta; Diptera; Culicidae
Exons: 1
Coding region: 1-5043 (1680 amino acids)
Biological process (GO): DNA integration
Molecular function (GO): nucleic acid binding
Source: RefSeq, a predicted model, not a curated record